AGAAGAGACAAAUUUGACAUUCGUAAAUCCGUUGGUUAUGACGGUAUUCACCUAAAACUUGUGAAAGUGGCUGCUGAAUAUAUUGCCGAACCAAUCGCCUAUAUUAUAAAUUGUUCCUUGUCGAAAGGUGUAUUCCCUGACAAACUGAAAAAAGCACGGGUGACUCCCAUUUUCAAGAAAAGGUGUGCUUAUGAAGUUGGAAACUACAGGCCGAUCUCCGUUUUACCUGUCUUCAGCAAACUGUUCGAAUCAUUCGCCAAUAAACAGUUGUGUGCCUUUAUGGACAAAUUUAAAAUUCUUUCAGAAAAUCAGUACGGGUUCCGAAGGCAAUAUAGCACUAAACUCGCCUUAGCUGAUCUCACAGCUGAAAUCUCAAAAAGAAUUGAUGAAGAUUUUGUCACACUUGGUGCUUUUAUAGACUUGAGAAAAGCUUUCGAUACCAUUGAUCACAGUAAUUUGCUAGCUAAGCUACAACAAUAUGGGAUUAGAUGGUCAACUUUGAACUGGUUUAAAACUUUUUUGGACGGUCGGCAACAAUAUGUCAGUACUAAAAACAAUGAUUCUGACUGUGAAACUAUUUCCACAGGGGUACCACAAGGGUCAAUC
This is a messenger RNA of Saccoglossus kowalevskii, 606 nucleotides long. Its product is annotated as RNA-directed DNA polymerase from mobile element jockey-like. The record is from RefSeq and is a predicted model, not a curated record. Lineage: Eukaryota; Metazoa; Hemichordata; Enteropneusta; Harrimaniidae.